Molecule: messenger RNA, 1548 nt
Organism: Lactuca sativa (garden lettuce)
Lineage: Eukaryota; Viridiplantae; Streptophyta; Magnoliopsida; Asterales; Asteraceae
Source: RefSeq, a predicted model, not a curated record
AUGCCUAGAUCUCAGCGUACAGGUGACUUGAUUUACAACCCAGAAAUCGAAAAAGAAGCAAGGCGUUUGGCUAAGGAAAAACGAGUUGAACAUGGUCAAACUUAUAACCCCCACGGGGACCCGGAGGUUGAAACCGCUUCAUUAAGUGAUAUAGAACCCGAUUCUAGUCCCGACCCUCGCCAAGAAAUUCCCGAAUCACCACCCCUACAACAAAACCCACCCAUUAUUGAACCAAUUGCAAUGACGGACGGAGGAGAAGUUCCCGAAAGAACUUUGAGGCAAAUGAUGGAGACCGAUGUUACACAAACUCCAACCGUUACAUCUAUAAGAAAGUUGGAAUCCCGUGGUAAACUCCCUUCUCAAAUCGAAAAGAACCCAAAUGUCAAUGUGGUGACCUUGAGAAGUGGCAAACAAGCCGGAGAAAGUAGUUCAAAGAAGAAGCCAAGGGAAGAGGAAGAAAUAGAGAUCAUUCCCAUUGAAGAACCUACAGUCAAGAACGAUGCACAAGCUGGAGUUCCAAAGAAGUCUACCCCUCUAGUAACAUCAAUAGCCACUCAACCACCGUUCCCCUCCCGACUUGCCACUUCAGAUAAGAAUAUGGAGGAGAAAGAGAUUUUGGACACCUUCCGAAAGGUGGAAGUAAACAUCCCUCUACUUGAUGCGAUCAAGCAAAUUCCGAGAUAUGCAAAGAAACUUUCACCCAAAUGCAAAGAUCUCGGAAUGUUCACGGUUCCUUGCAAGAUUGGAGAUUUCACUUUUAGUAGUGCUAUGCUUGAUCUUGGUGCCUCUAUUAAUGUCAUGCUCUAUUCGGUGUAUGAAUCAUUGAAUGUCGGACCCUUAAGUGAAACCGGUGUCAUAAUCUCUCUUGCGGAUAAAUCAAGUGUCUUUCCUAGAGGCGUUUUGGAAGAUGUCCUAGUGCAAGUGAACCAAUUGGUCUUCCCGGCGGAUUUCUAUGUGAUUGAUCUAGAUGAGCAAGUGUCCUCCAAAUCGACUCUAAUCUUGCUUGGGAGACCGUUUUUGAAGACGGCUAGGAUGAAGAUCGAUGUGUAUGCGGGAAGUUUGACAAUGGAGUUUGAUGGUGAAACAAUAAGUUUUAAUAUUUAUGAUGCCAUGAGAUAUCCUAGUGAUGUUUCAUCUUUGUACUUUGUUGAUGUUGUCAAGCCAAUUACUCAAGAAUUGUUCGAGUUAUCUAACGGUGAUAUAUUGAAGAUGAUCUUAAGCAAAGGAUUCGAUUGUGGGAAGCUAGCCGAGCAAUUAAAGCUUUAUUCUUUGGAUCCGGAAGUUGAGAAGUUGGUAAAUAAAAUGGAGAUGAAGAAAUCCACAAGAUUAGAUGUCAAGCAAUUUGAAUUGCCCCCAACUCAUACAAAAUUGCCCCCAUCCCUUGUUCAACCACCCGAAUUGGAAUUGAAGGUCUUACCUCAACACUUGAAGUAUGCCUAUUUGGGAAAGAAUGAAACCCUUCCGGUUAUCAUUUCAACUCACUUAACCAAAUUUGAAGAAAAACAACUCGUCAAGGUGUUGAAGGAGCAUAAAGAAGCCAUGGGUUAG